This is a messenger RNA of Hydractinia symbiolongicarpus, 2389 nucleotides long. RefSeq names its product major facilitator superfamily domain-containing protein 6-like. The transcript has a single exon. Bases 447 to 1886 code for a protein of 479 amino acids. Gene Ontology annotation, cellular component: membrane. The record is from RefSeq and is a predicted model, not a curated record. Lineage: Eukaryota; Metazoa; Cnidaria; Hydrozoa; Anthoathecata; Hydractiniidae.
UUACUAAUAUUGCGACCCCACUCCUUCACCUCAACGAAGACGUGAAUUUUAUUUUCUCAAACAAUUUAAAAUUUCUCGUACAUUUACCAAAUCUUUUGAGGACAGAAAACAUCUUGCAUUAGCCGAAAACGAUAAUGAUGAUUAUGAUGAUGAUGACAAAUGAUAACAGGACACAAAGUUAGAAGGUCAAUUGUUACUUGAAUAACAGUAGGUACGAAAAAGGAAAAAAAAGACAGGAACGAGAAACUAAACAUGAUCAUUUAAUUGAGGUUUUUAAACACAUUGUAUAAACGAUAAAGAAAUGCGCAAUUGGAUUAUCUUACAAAAUAUUUAUCGCACAUUCAUCAAAUGUUUUGCGGACUGAUUACUGCUAUAUAUAGUUCAUCGUUGAAAAGACCAAGCUAUAUUCAACUUCACCAUUUGUUAAAAGUUGUGUUAAAGAAAAGAUGAAUAGGCAUAUCCAGAGAUUUACAUCUUUUGUGAGCUGGCCAAUGGUACCUGCUAAAAUUGGAUUUUUUUUGCUAUUUGCCAUGCAAGGAAGCUAUCUACCAUUUUUGAAUGUGUUUUUAACGUCUUUAGGUUUGUCUGUGUCGAAGGCAGGUUUAAUUACCGGCCUUAGAGCUGUUCCUGCGUUUCUUGCUUCUCCAGUGUGGGGAUUGCUUACAGAUUACACCGGAAGACGAAAAACAAUUUUUAUUUUGCUACAGAUUGGAACCCUGUUAUUAAUAUUUUCGCUACCCUGGGCUGGACGACAUUUGUAUGUCAAGCAAUCGUUAGCCGAAGGUAACCAAACAGUAUCCGCGCAAGUAGAACCUAUAGCAGAAACACUUAACGUAACAAAUGAUCUAUAUUUGACCUCAGUGCCAGAGACUUUGUCAGAGACAUGCGUUGAAACUAAUACGAAAACAAGUUCUAAGCUUUUUUAUAGCAUGCUUGCUUUGUUGCUGACAUCAGCAAUAUUUGACAGUUCAUUGAUUGGGUUUAUAAAUGCUGUUAUUGUGAAACUUGUUCGUUCAAAUAAAGCUGCGUUUGGAAAACAGAGAAUGUUUGGCUCACUUGGUUUUUCACUGGCAACAUACUUUGGCUUUUACGUAGCAGUUACGUAUCAGGGAUAUUCCAAAUAUGCUGGGAUCUUUUACGUAUUUGUGUUCUUCAACGUUAUUUUCUUUCCCGUUGGACUUUAUCUAUUGAAACAGGAAAAAACUGAAGAAGAUUCGAAGUCCACCCCACAUCAACAAAGAUCAGCGAAACUCAAACUACUUGUUAAAACUUGUUCAUCUUUCAGCAACUUGAUAUUUUUCCUCACUGUUUUGUUAAUGGGGAUUGCCAAUAGUGCGAGCUAUGGUUUCUUGAUCGUUUUAAUGGAAUCAAUGGGUGCUUCUACGUCAGCUAUUGCACUCAGUAUGGCAGCGCCAUCAGUAUCUGAUUUCCUUGUGUUUGGUUUUGCUAAGGACAUGAUCAGUUUUUUACGAGGACCUCUUCCAAGUAUAGAGAUUUCUAUUGUCUCAUGUUCCAUCAGAUUUAUCUUGAUUUCAUAUGCUGAGAACGCUUGGUAUAUAGGGCCGAUUCAGAUGUUAAACGGGAUAAGUUAUGCUCUAUUCUGGACGGCUGCUGUAAAACAUACAGAUGUAAUCGCCUCAAAGGAGAUACAUACCACCAUGUUUACUCUGCUGAAUGGUGUUCAAUUUUCACUUGGAAUUUUGAUUGGUAACGUUUUAGGAGGGUUCUUGUACGAUAUGUACGGUGGACGAAUUUUGUUCAGGAUCCUUUCGGUCUCUUGUGCUGUGUGGAGUGUCGUAUUUUUUAUUUGUUAUGCUGCAUUUAUGAAAACGAAAGUGCAUCCACGUGUUCAGACUGAUCAAGUAGAGGGUGCAAACACAGCUUAAACAAGUAAAAAAACACGAAUUAAUUCUGACUAAGUAACUCAUAUUGUUGUAAAAUCUAAGCAUCAUUUUUUUUUAAAAAAACAGACCCAAAAUGUGAGUUGUCAUUGAUUAACACCUAGAUGGUUCAUGCAUAAACAACAUAAAACUACAAAAUGUUAGCUAGGUUCCCUCCCUUUUAUCCCUCCUUCAUUGCACAUUAACCACUAAAUUUUCUGACUCACUGUUUUAAGAUCCCUUCGUUUAUUCGGGAGCCAAGAGUACUUAAAAGUUUGAUUACAUUUUGGUCAUGAAGUUUUAAAAAUAAUUUUUUUUUCCUUUAGGUAUGUACUCAUUUUACCUACGUUCACACCACUACCAAACUAUUUACAAAAAACGAAGGAUUUUCAUUAAAUUUUUUAAUUCAUUGUUUAGCUUGAAAAAAGAAUAAAAAGUAUUAAAAUAUUUACAAUAAGAGCUCUAACAUACCUUAAACUAAAUAUUUUAUGGUGAAGAUAUUACUUGCC